AGAGAGAUAGAAACAUCAGUCGGCUUCCCCCAUGCAUGCUCCCUACUGGGGAUCAAGCCCACAACCCGGACAUUGCCCUGACCAAGGAGUCAGUUCAGUAACUUCUUGGUUCAUGGGUCGGCUCUCAACCACUGAGCCACACUGGCUGGGCACAUUAUGCAUUCUUGAAGAAUGUUUUUAUGUUAGAGGGUGACUGGAAUUUCAGCCUUCAGUAAUCCCAUGAAGAUGUGAAAAAUGGAGUGUACUUGCUCAUCAUCUUGUUAGACUAGUAAGCAAUGCUUAGCCUAAAAGAAAAGUGUGAAACAAGAUCGAGGGGAACAAACAUUGAAAAGGUAUUGCAUAGUGGUUAAGAGCCACACUUUGGUAUCAAAACUGGGUUUGAACGAUUGCUCUGCUACUUACUGGUUCUUGUGACUUUUGGCAAGUUAUUUCUGUGCUUGGUUUUUUAUCUGCAAAAUGGGGAUAUAUACCAUCCAGUAUGGUCAGCAAAUCUUUUCUUUAUAGGGCCAGGUAGUAAAUGUGACCUGCUUUGUGGACAACAUAGGAGUUUUGUCAUAUGUCCUUUGUUUUCCUGUAUGACCCUUUAAAAUGUAAAAAACCCAGCCCUAAGCCUAGUCUACAGCAUUAUAAUAAAUUGUUCCUUUUGUGUCUAUUACAUACUAAAACUUUAUUAUAAAUGGUAACUAAUAGCUUGACUAGUUGAAAUUCUCUUGUGUUAGGUUAGUGCAGGAGUUAGCAAACUAUAGCCUCAGUCCAAAUGUAGCCUACUGCCUGUUUUUAUAGAGCCUGUGAGCUGAAUUUUUAAACUGCAGCGAAAAAAUGAAUACUUUUUCAUGGCAUAUGAACAUUAUAUGAAAAUUCUAAGGUCAGUGACCAUAAAUAAAGUUUUAUUGGAAUACAGCCAUGCUCAUUCAUUUGCAUAUUGUCUGUGGCACUUUUGCACCACAAUGGAAGGUUGAGUGGUUGCAAGAGACGGAAUGGAAGCCUUAAAUAUUUACUAUCUGUUGUCCCUGUGUGGAAAAAGUUUGCUGAACCUUGAGUUCCUCAGGGAACCCAGUUGAAUUUCUUUGUUAGGUGACUAUAAUUUGUAAGUGCUGAUUAGGUAAGACAUAGAGUAGUCUAUUCAAGUGUGGUUUUGUGGAAUGAAUGAAACAAGGGAUUGAGGAUUUUCCUAACAAGGAAUAAUGUGUGGGUUUUUUGGCAGCAUGGAAUUUAGGUUCUAGUUUUUCACCAACUCUACUUGACUGCCUCCCUCUGCUCUGUAGGAGGUGGUGGAUAUUGGCAAGUAGCGGCAUCUCAAAUUUUGAUGAGUCCUUUUAUUUUUGAGGGGUUGCAGUUAACAUUUCUGCCUUUGACUGGAGUCUCAUUCAUAUUGCUAGAAAUUUUGAGAAGAAACCAAGCAGAGAGCAUUUUUGGAGGAGAGCCAUUGUUUCUGCAUGAAAACUCACUACGGCAGGUAGUUCUAAGCUUUAAUUUAGACCCCAUUGGUUGCCUUUGGACAAUUACGAGAUUGUUUUGCAUAUUUCUGGACACAGUAGUGUGGAAGCAAUGGGUCUUUUUAAAAGUGUUUUGAGCCUUUGGUCGUCCCAGCUUUGCUUUCUCUCAUUUGUGAGGAGGCCUGUGGCAAUAACAGAUUGGUUGGAUGUUCAGACAUGGUCCAUUGCAUAUUUGAAAGAAAGUAGACUAAGUUAAGAUUCAAAUCACUCAGGUUCUAACAUGUAAAAUUUAGGCUCAUAAAGUAAAAAAGAGCUUCAUAAAUGAUUCCCAACUACAAGAAUUAAUUUGUAACUUUAAUGGCUAAACUACCGUGCACCGUUAAGGUUCGGACAUGAAGGGAAACGAGUGUAGAGCUGAAUCUAGUGUCUACAUAUCUUUGUGCUUUUUACCCUCCCCUUUAAAAGAAGGGGUGGGGGGAUAAGGCACACAAAAGUUCAUUUCAGGAGUGGGGAGUCUUGGUACUCUUGUUCCGUGACUCGGCUCUUGAGGUCAUUUGUUCUUGUUUUGUUUGGCAUGCUGCUGUUACCACUUUUCUUCCUACUUUAGAUGUUAUUUUAUUUGUUGCCUAACUUAUUCUAACAGCUAUUUCCAAAGGGUUCUUUAAUAAAAUACUCUGCUGUUUAAUCCUCUAAAUGUAAAUAUGAAUGUACUAGACAAAGCAUCUUGAAGCUAAAACAAUGGUUAGUAUAGCACACCCCCAAUGGUCUAGAACACAUGUAGCUUUCAGUUUUUAAUAAACAUGAGCUUUAUUAAGCUCUUCACUUGCUCUUUCUAUAUAUGCAUUAUCUGUUUCUUAAAUUGCAGAGUUGUCCAUGAAAUUCAUGACAAACCUUUGAAUGUGAGGCGAAUUUUUGUAUAACAGAUUUUCAGCAACAUAUGGACAUGUAUGUGAUAGUUGUUUAUAAGGAGAUUUGCUUAUUAUUUUCACCUAAAAGGUAUACCUGUAGAUAGUUUUUUAAAAUUUGAAAUAUUAAAUAGGUUAAAAGUCAUCUAUAAUCUUAUUUAAUUUUUUUGUAUAAUAUCAGAAGUGAAAGUUGCCCCCACCUGUUUAUAGCUUGUUUGAAUCCUUCCUGACUUGAUGUUUAUAUGAACAUAUCUAUAUACAUGUGCAUUAUUAUUUCCACUUUUGCUUAAUAACAAAACAGUCAAAACACACCAGUGACUAACUUGCUUUUUUCAUGUAUGUCAUGAACCAUCUUCCAGGUCAGUGCAUCUAAACCUCCCUUAUUAAUUUCAGUGGCUGCAUACUCCACUAUUACAGAUGGUACCAUAUAUCUACAACCAGUCCCCUCUGAUGGACAUAUGGGACAUACGGUUGUAUCUAGUUUUUUGCUAGCAUUGUAAUAGGUUAGAGGCUGUAAUGAAUGGUAAGGAAGUAGGUAGCACUACUACUUUAAUGGAAAAAGUAGAGAAGAAACUUCCUUUGCCAUAGUCACUUACUAAAUGAAAUAUAAAACACUGUCAAAAGUUGAGAGGACCAAAAUUGAUACUUUUUCUCUGAUCUUUUUGCCAUGUGUAUAUCUGAAUUCUUUGUUUUUAAAGAAGAAACAGCAUUGAAGCAUUAUUUGGGGGGAAAAACACACACACAAAAUCCAGCAACUCAGCAUUCAUGAGCAACUCUAUACUAUACCAGUAUGUGCCUGUGCAGUGGAAGGAAAACAAUUUUGGAAAUAUAUCCUGGACAAUUCCAACCAUCUCUCUGUCACAAAUUCAUAGCGUUGUCAGAUAAGGAAGGAAAACUACUUCGCAACUAUACUCAGAACAUAGAUACACUGGAACAGGUUGCAGGAAUCCAAAGGAUAAUUCAAUGUCAUGGUUCCUUUGCUACAGCGUCUUGCCUGAUUUGUAAAUACAAAGUUGACUGUGAAGCUGUACGAGGAGAUAUUUUUAAUCAGGUGGUUCCUCGAUGUCCUAGGUGCCCAGCUGAUGAACCACUUGCUAUUAUGAAACCAGAGAUUGUCUUUUUUGGUGAAAAUUUACCAGAACAGUUUCACAGAGCCAUGAAGUAUGACAAAGAUGAAGUUGAUCUCCUCAUUGUUAUUGGGUCUUCCCUGAAAGUAAGACCAGUAGCACUAAUUCCAAGUUCCAUACCCCAUGAAGUGCCUCAGAUAUUAAUUAAUAGGGAGCCUUUGCCUCAUCUGCAUUUUGAUGUGGAGCUUCUUGGAGACUGUGAUGUCAUUAUUAAUGAACUGUGUCAUAGGUUAGGUGGUGAAUAUGCCAGACUUUGCUGCAACCCUGUGAAGCUUUCAGAAAUUACUGAAAAACCUCCACGAACACAAAAACAGUCAGCUCAUUUGUCCGAGUUGCCACCCACACCUCUUAAUAUUUCAGAAGGCUCAAGUUCACCAGAAAGAACUUCACCACUGGAUUCUUCAGUGAUUGUCACACUUUUAGACCAUGCAACAAAGAGUAAUGUUGAUGAUCCAGAUGUGUCUGAAUCAAAAGAUUGUAUGGAAGAAAAACCACAGAUAGUACAGACUUCCAGGAGCACUGAAGGUGUUACUGAACCGUUGGAGGGUCCGGAUUUGAAGAACGUUGGCUCCAGUACUGGCGAGAAAAGUGAAAGAACUUCAGUAGCUGAAACAGUGAGAAAGUGCUGGCCAGCCAAGCUCGCCAAGGAGCAGAUUAGUAAACGGCUUGAUGGUAACCAGUAUCUGUUUCUACCACCAAAUCGUUACAUCUUCCACGGUGCUGAGGUGUAUUCCGACUCUGAAGAUGAUGUCUUGUCCUCCAGUUCUUGUGGCAGUAAUAGCGACAGUGGGACGUGCCCGAGCCCAAGUCUAGAAGAGCCCGUGGAGGAUGAGAGCGAGAUGGAGGAGUUUUACAACGGCUUGGAAGAGGAUGCCGAUGCCGAUGAGAGGGCUGGAGGAGCUGAAUUUGGAGCUGACGGGGGUGAUCAAGAGGCGGUUACUGAAACUACAUCUGUGAAACAGGAAGCAACAGACAUUAACUAUCCAUCAGACAAAUCAUAAUGUAAUAAUUGUCCAGGUACAGGAAUUGUUCCACCAGCAUUAGGAACUUUAGCAUGUCAAAAUGAAUGUUUACUUGUGAACAUGAUAGAACAAAGGAAACCAGAAAAGUGUAAUAUUUAUAGACUGGUAAAAUAGAUUGUUUUUUUCAUGGAUAAUUUUAACUUCCUUAUUUCUGUACUUGUACACUCAACACUAACUUUUUUUUUUUUUUAAAAGAAAGGUACUAAGUAUCUUUAAUCUGCUCUUGGUCAACUUUCUUUUAAAGGUUCAUUUGUAUGAUAUCCAUAUGUAUAUAUAAUUUUUGUUUAUACAUUUUGCCUAGCGAGUUUCAACAUUUUAAAGUUUGCAAAAAGCCAUUGGAAUGUUAAAUUAAUGUAAAGGGAACAGCUUAUCUAGACCAAAGAAUGGUAUUUUCAUUUUUAUUCAGUAUUUCUUUGUAACAUUGAAUGGUUUGAAAUCCUCAAAUCUCUGUUCUGCUAAACUUUUGAUUCUUUAUUAGCACAAUUACCUAUUUUUAAACACUGGCAUUUUCCAAAACUUGUGGCAGCUAACUUUUUAAAAAUCUCAUGACAUGCAAUGUGAGUAGAAGGAAGUCAACAAUAUGUGGGAGAGCACUCAGUUGUCUGCUUUUUAAAGUAAGACUUGGUGCUAAGAGUUUCAGGAAUAUUGUAUUGUUUAAAUGAAGAUGGCUUUUGUACUUCCUGUGGACAUGUAGAAAUGUCUAUAUUGGCUCAUAAAACUAACCUGUAAAACAAAUAAAUGCUUUGGAAAUGUUUCAAUUGCUUUAGAAACAGUAGUGCCUGCCUGGGUCCCCUUAGUUUUGAGAAUGUGCCAUUGUUGUUUCAAUGCCUGUCACUGUGGUGAAGCUGACACUGAUCCUUUUCCACAAGUAUUAAACUGCCAAGACGUGGAUAUGCAAAAGCCUUUAUGACCUAUGAUAAUGGUACUUGGGGAGAGUGUAAUAUUAUGGACUGUUGCUUUUCUUUUCCAUAGAUGAGGAGAGUGACAGGUCCCCGAUUACGGUUCCAAAGUAAUAGCGUAUUAAUUAUAUAUAACUCAGCCAGUAAGUACAUGUCUCCUGUUGGGAGUAUUUGGUGUAAUAAACACCAAACUGCUAGCCUAGUACUAUGGAGAUGAACGUGAUAUAACUUGUACUAGCAGAAUAGUUAAUGAAUGAAAUUCCUAUUGUGUCUUUAUUUAAAAGCUUAGCCUGCCUUAAAACUAGAGAUCAACUUUCAGCUGCAGAAGCUUCUAGCCUUUCAGAAAAGUUCAUACUUUUUAAAAUUGCAUACUAAACAUUUAUUUUCCAGACUUUUCCAAACAUUAUUCCCAAAUUAUAAAGUAUUCCUAUGUUGCUUUGGUAUUUAUUACAGUUUUUAAGAAGGGUUUGAAAUACAGCUGUUCUUUAAGCAUAAAGUACCCAGCUAGGACCAUUACUGCCAGAGAAAAAAAUUUUAUUGAAUGGCAACUUCCCCACCUAAAAGGUGUCUCAAUCUGAAUUUGGCUACACUAAAGAAUGCAGCAUAUUUAGUUUUUCAUUUGCAUGAUGUGUUUGUGCUAUAGAUGAUAUUUUAAAUUGAAAAUUUGUUUUAAAUUAUUUUUACAGUGAAGACUGUUUUCAGCUCUUUUUAUAUUGUACAUAGUCUUUUAUGUAAUCUACUGGCAUAUGUUUUGUAGACUGUUUAAUGACUGGAUAUCUUCCUCCAACUUUUGAAAUACAAAACCAGUGUUUUAUACUUGUACACUGUUUUAAAGUCUAUUAAAAUCUUCAUUUGACCUUUU
Messenger RNA from Miniopterus natalensis, 6251 nucleotides. RefSeq names its product sirtuin 1 (gene SIRT1). Gene Ontology annotation, biological process: negative regulation of DNA-templated transcription. Gene Ontology annotation, cellular component: rDNA heterochromatin; nucleoplasm; nuclear inner membrane. Gene Ontology annotation, molecular function: transcription corepressor activity; histone deacetylase activity, NAD-dependent; p53 binding. The record is from RefSeq and is a predicted model, not a curated record. NCBI's taxonomy places the organism in Eukaryota, Metazoa, Chordata, Mammalia, Chiroptera, Miniopteridae.